Orbilia oligospora ATCC 24927 is the source of this 1446-nucleotide messenger RNA. RefSeq lists its product as uncharacterized. Lineage: Eukaryota; Fungi; Ascomycota; Orbiliomycetes; Orbiliales; Orbiliaceae. The record is from RefSeq and is a predicted model, not a curated record. Bases 1 to 1446 code for a protein of 481 amino acids. The transcript has a single exon.
AUGAGUCUUUCUUCGUACCUGAAGCAAAAGGCCGCAUCGGCCUUGACGCCGACUGCUGCACCAACUGCUGCACCCACAACUGCUGCACCGGCAGCUGCCGCACCAACGGCACCCGUACCAGAUACCGCGCCUUCAAGCAGGUUUGGUCUUAGCAUGCCUAGUAUGCCCAGCUUGAAAAGUGCUACUAGUGGUGCCCUCUCCACUAUCGGCGGCGGCAUCAUCCCCACCGGUAUUGACAGUACAGAUAACAACAACAACGGCGCCUUCCCGCCUAUCGGAGGGAUACACCCUAGGGUGACCUCGCCAAACCACCCCAGAUUACCGGUCGUAAGGCAUCCUAGUGGUUUUAUCCCCCCCGAGACCCCGGACUAUAGCAUCUCAGAGGACAAGUUGAAGGCUGCUAUUCAAUUGGACAAAGAUUGGGAUAAAUACAUUGACUUGAACCCUGUCCUUCUUGUACCGGGAACUGGAUCAUAUGGUGGAAGCUGUUACCAUCAUAACUUUGCCAAAUUAUUAAGGAAUGCCAGCCCUAGAUUUGCUACUUUCGCAUGGGUGAACGUUCCUGGCGCCAUGUGCGACGAGUCGCCCAAAAACGCUGAGUACGUUGCAUAUGCAAUGCACUGGCUCUGGCUACGAACAUACCGAGGCUACUCAGAGGCCGAUAUAAAUAAGCAUCAAAUCACAGUCAUUGGCUGGUCCCAGGGGAACCUGUCUAUCCAAUGGGCACUUAAAUACUGGCCACACACACGCAACUUGAUCAAGAACUUCGUUGCCAUCUCCGCAGACUUUCAUGGUACUCUUCUAGCCCCUCCAAUCACUGCCGCACCGGCGAUUCUACACCAGUGGUACUGGUCUAAAUUCAUCCGCACAUUACGCGCUAACGGCGGCGACUCGGCUUAUGUUCCCACAACUUCAAUUUACUCCUCAUUCUACGACGAAGUCGUCCAGCCACAGAUUGGUGAUCUGGCAUCGGCUUACAUGAAAGACGAACGGGGUGUAGGUGUCCUAAACUUUGACUUACAGCAGCGGUGCCCGCUCACACCGGCCGGUGUCCUACAUGGUCACUCAGGUGUGCUUUACAACAACGUAGCGUGGGCCUUGACCAAAGAUGCAAUCAUCAAUGGAGGAACCGCUAGUAUUGAACCCGGUCGAGUCGAUCUUCCCACAGAAAGUAUGCAGCUGUGGGCUCCCGGUCUGAAUCCCUUCGAUAUUGCAGCAACUAUCGCCCUUAUUCCUGUCGCUGGCAUAAAUAUGCUUAAAUUCUUCCCUAUUGCUUUGGUCGAGCCAGCUUUGCCCCCAUAUGCCGCAAAGGAGAGUGAGGCUUUGGGCCCUCCUCCCGCCCUAACUCCUGAGCAGCAGGCUAUUGUUGAUGCGAAUAAGAAUAAACCUCUCUUCCCUUCCAAGCCAGCGGUGGAUCCGAGCGUAGCUUCUGCGCUACCUAAGUAG